CACCUCGUCCAUUUUAAGCCCCUCUCCGUUUCCACUUCCAUUUCUUCCUCACCCUGUUUCUCCCUCUCUCUCCACUCUGUUUCUUCUUCUUCUUUCUCUCUCUGAAUCUCACCAGAAGAAGAGAAAACAAAGAAAGAAUAUGGAUCCAGUGACAGCAUGGGGAAACACUCCGUUGGACCAGGUGGACCCUGAGAUCCACGACCUCAUCGAGAAGGAGAAGCGUCGCCAAUGCCGCGGGAUCGAGCUCAUCGCAUCCGAGAACUUCACCUCCUUCGCCGUCAUCGAGGCCCUCGGCAGCGCCCUCACCAACAAGUACUCCGAGGGAAUCCCCGGCAACCGCUACUACGGCGGAAACGAGUACAUCGACCAGAUCGAGAACCUCUGCCGAUCCCGCGCCUUGGAGGCCUUCCACUGCGAUCCGGCCAAGUGGGGUGUCAAUGUGCAGCCUUACUCCGGCUCCCCUGCCAAUUUUGCCGCCUACACCGCCGUCCUCCAGCCCCAUGACCGCAUCAUGGGUCUCGAUUUGCCAUCGGGUGGCCAUCUCACUCAUGGGUAUUACACCUCCGGCGGUAAGAAGAUCUCCGCCACUUCCAUUUACUUUGAGAGCUUGCCCUACAAGGUGAAUUCCGAGACGGGAUUCAUCGACUACGAUAAGCUGGAGGAGAAGGCGCUGGAUUUCAGGCCCAAGUUGAUCAUCUGCGGUGGCAGUGCGUACCCUAGGGACUGGGAGUAUAAGAGGUUCAGGGAGGUUGCUGAUAAGUGUGGCGCUCUUUUGCUCUGCGAUAUGGCUCACAUUAGUGGCCUUGUUGCUGCUCAGGAAGCUAACAACCCAUUCGAGUACUGUGACAUUGUGACGACCACAACCCACAAGAGUUUGAGGGGACCUAGAGCUGGUAUGAUCUUCUACCGCAAGGGACCUAAGCCAGCAAAGAAGGGACAGCCAGAAGGCGCUACCUACGAUUUUGAGGACAAGAUCAACUUCUCUGUGUUCCCUUCUCUCCAGGGAGGUCCUCACAACCACCAGAUCGGUGCACUUGCUGUUGCAUUGAAGCAGGCCAACACCCCUGCAUUCAAGGCCUAUGCCAAACAAAGCAACAAGGUGGAGAAGCUUUGUGAUCUCUGCAACAUCACCGUGAACAAGAAUGCAGUGUUCGGUGACAGCAGUGCUUUGGCCCCAGGAGGCGUGAGAAUUGGUGCACCGGCCAUGACUUCAAGAGGGUUGCUGGAGAAGGACUUUGAGCAGAUUGGUGAGUUCCUCCACCGUGCAGUUACCUUGACACUAAGCAUUCAGAAGGAAUACGGGAAGCUGUUGAAGGACUUCAACAAGGGUUUGGUGGACAACAAGGAGAUUGAGGCCCUGAAGGCUGAUGUUGAGAAAUUUGCAGGUUCCUUUGACAUGCCCGGUUUCCUCAUGUCCGAGAUGAAGUACAAGGAGUAACUAGGGUUUGGUUAUACUUCAUCCAAUUUAUAUUCCUGAAGUAGCAGCGUGAAUUUUUACCCGAUUAUGAAUUUAUGAUUGUCUCCCCACCAAAGAAAGGAAAAGAAGGGGUUUUUUUUCUGUCUUUUGUUGGCUUCAUAGUUUGUUAGGUUGUCCAUUUCACAUUAUUUUCCCCUGUUUGUCGGAUGUUCUCCUGUUUGAUGCAUCUGUAUCCUCAUUGCUCUGUGCUUUAUAACCUAGAUUGUUGGCAAAAUCAAUAAAUCAAGCAGUCGAAUUACAGAUUUCACAUAACUUUGAUCUUUCUUGGCUAUAGCCACUGGAAUUACAGUUGUUAAACCGGGGUUGGACUGACCGGUUUAGCUUCAGCUGGUCUUGGUCGAACGAUUGGCUUUUGCAGUUUGAUCGAACGAUUGAGCUUGCGAAUCCCUUCCUCUGCUUUCCACUCCAAGCGCUUCCACUCUCUGCAUUUCACUGCAAAUCGAGCUCAGCUUGAUUUUUUUUUUCCUCAGCCAACCUUUCCAACUCUUCCUCUAGCCUUUUGACAUCACGUAAUAUGUUUGAUGCAGCAACCUUUUCCUCCCUUAGACCAUGCCAGCGUAGCUGAAUGUGCUGCAGAUCAUUUUCCAUGUACCUUAGCUCAUCCCUAACUUUUCCAGUUCACUCUGCAGAGAAUCCCUAGUUACCAAGAGAAGAUGAUCAAGAUAGCAAAAGACCUUGCCGACAAUUGCCCAGCUCCAUGCUCGAUCUCUUCACACCAUUUCCCCUAUCUCUUUGUUCAGGUGCUCGCUCAUUUCACAAUCCUCUUUCGUUUCUGUAUAUGCUCUCUGUUGAACGAUUCCUUUGCACUAUCGUUUCCCUAAGUAGACUGAACAGAACCUAUCCGACCAAUUAUUGAAGGGUGGAAACUUCGCUUGAAAUUGGUUCAAUUCAUGCUCUUUUGGGCUUCCCGUUGUUGGCGCUCCAGUGAUUCUUUAUGUCCUUUGCCACCUGCUUAUAAUCUGGUGGAAUUGCUUUAUCAUGCUUUCUACUGCAGC
Messenger RNA from Linum tenue, 2472 nucleotides. The record is from the annotation of a GenBank genome assembly. NCBI's taxonomy places the organism in Eukaryota, Viridiplantae, Streptophyta, Magnoliopsida, Malpighiales, Linaceae.